This is a messenger RNA of Aphanomyces astaci, 237 nucleotides long. Its product is annotated as 60S ribosomal protein L39. Lineage: Eukaryota; Oomycota; Saprolegniomycetes; Saprolegniales; Verrucalvaceae. The coding region runs from base 1 to 237 and encodes 78 amino acids. The record is from RefSeq and is a predicted model, not a curated record. Gene Ontology annotation, biological process: translation. Gene Ontology annotation, molecular function: structural constituent of ribosome. The transcript is spliced from 3 exons. Gene Ontology annotation, cellular component: ribosome; cytosolic large ribosomal subunit.
AUGGUGUCUUGCCUCAAUAAUCGAAAGGAGGUUCCAACCAUUUCACGGGCGUCCUUCACCUCCCGAGCGCUUCCCCUCAUGCGCCCUUCCCACAAGACCUUCCGUACCAAGACCAUCUUGGCCAAGAAGCAAAAGCAAAACCGACCCAUCCCACAGUGGAUUCGUCUGAAGACGGGUAACACCAUUCGCUACAACGCCAAGCGCCGCCACUGGCGCCGCACCAAGCUCGGCUUGUAA